Messenger RNA from Microcebus murinus (gray mouse lemur), 20597 nucleotides. NCBI's taxonomy places the organism in Eukaryota, Metazoa, Chordata, Mammalia, Primates, Cheirogaleidae. The record is from RefSeq and is a predicted model, not a curated record.
UUUCACCUCAGUCUCCCAGAGUGCUAGGAUUACAGGUGUGAGCCACCACACCCAGCCUUACUCUUCAUCUUUACAAUGUAGAUUUGUCUCAGGGAGUCGCUGCUUCCCUCCUGCUCACCCCUUCCUCAGUAAUGGGGAUCCCUGUGCUAUUUUAGGAAUGGCCAAGUCAUAUGGCACUCAUUUCUCAACUCUUCCUCUGGCAUAAAAGCAAGCAAUAUAAUCACUGUCUUUCGGGGAGUAGGGGCUGGCAGAGAACAGAAAUGUUCAGUGGCAAAUACCCUGUCAACCCUGUGACAUGCAGCUAAAGGGUGUUUGGGAGGGAAAAGCCAACAUGGUGCCACAUACUCAGCUGAGCUUUUCAAAUUCUGUCUUUACACAGAUAGUGACAUAUAAAGUACUUCCCUUGCAAAAUGCAGGUGCACAGUUAGCCAGGGCUCUGAGGUCCCAUAAAGGAGGAUGAUUAUAGAUGUCAUUUAUUUAGUGUUUCCCAUGUGCUUGGCAUUCCUGUAAGACCUUCUGUGUUGAAGGUGAUUAUCCUGUUUUAUAGAUAAGGGAACUGAUGCUUAGAGAGGUUGAGUCACUUUCCCCAAAUUGCACAGCAUAGUAAUGAAAGGUCUGGAUGAGGACUGGUAGUUGGCUGCAGGACCUGAGCUCAUUCCUCACCGUGGUGCUGGGGGAUCUGAGCUCUGGCGCCAGCCUGCCCCCAUGACCUUGGGAAGCCCUCAAGCCUUCCUGAACCCCAGUUUCUUGUCCUGUUACAUGAGGAUUUGCAUGAAGACUCAAUGGAAUCUUUCAUGAAAAGGGCUUUGCAUGGUGGAGCUCUUAAACAAAGCAGUGGAACAAAGAAGCCAGUGGGGCACCUAUUGGCCAGGGACCUGUGUGUGGCCUUCUGGAUUUGAGGGCUGUUUGCCCAGAAUCUGUCCCCUUUGGUGGAGACCAUGAACCAGCAGUGAGUGUCCAGGGGAGGGCACUCUUCUUUCACGGCUCAGUGAGUCCUCUGAGGCCUCGUGGUGCAGGGACGAAGGGCUUUGAGAACAGUCAUCCCCUAGGUGUGUUCAGCCUCAGAAAUGCUGAGCCCCAGGCUGACCAUGGCUGUGGCAGAGCCGUGCGGGCAGCAACCCUGGCCCUGGAUCGAUUGGGUGCCUGGUCCCUCAGGCCAUGGCAGCAGACAGCCCAGUCAUGUCCAGGCCAUGUGGACAGCACAUGGGAGUGACUCAAUUUAUCAUGUUUCAGCUGCUUGGGGUUGGGGGUGUUGGAGUGCUCAGUCCACUUCUGGAGUGGAACUUGGAUCCACCCCAUGGCUCUCUUUUAACUCUGGGGGAGCAGGAGGUGGCCCGGGCCAUUUCCAGGAUUGAGAAGGAAGUGGUUUAGGUAACUCUCUCCUCUCCAGCCCCUCAUUCCAGGAAUCCAGAUUGUGUGCCCACCCCCAACCCCCUGCCUCCUACUGUCCACAGUCAUAUCUGAGCCAACAGCCCUCUGUAUGUGCUGCCACCUAAGGCCUUUCCUUCUUUCUUGCUGUCCCUUUGCUUUCUGCCAUUGCCAUUAAUGAGGAUAAUGAUUUGAUAGAUUUCUCUUUUCAGAUAUCAAGCUGGAAAACUGAUUACAUGGAAACUUUUAACACCCUGAUCCCUGAAAGUGAUGACUCAGUGUCAGUUUAGACCCAGUGUCAGCAUAUUUUUUAAUCUAACAUUUAUUGAGAGCUUACUGUGUAUUAGGAAACACUGGGCACUUUCUAACUCUGUCCUCACAAUGAUUCCAUGGGUUCAGUGCCAUUAUGUUCUGUAGAUGACAGAACUAUGAGCCAGAGAGGAUAAAUCAGUUUACUUAAUGCUCAGAGACACUAAGUCUCUGAUCCAGGUUUGUUGUCUUCAAACCCCACGCGCCCUUAGCUGCCAUUCCUGUACUGGCCCCGUUGGUGCCUAUCUUAGCCAGCUCAGGCUGCCAUAACAAAGUACCACAGACUGGGUGCCUUAAACCACAGUCACUUAUUUAGAGGCUGGAAGUCCCAGACCAAGUUGCCUACAGAUUCAGUUUCUGCUGAGGGCUCUCUUCCUGACUUGUAGUGGCCAUGUUGUCUCACAUGGCAAAUAGACAACAAUGUCUCUUGCUUGGUUAGUGCUUCAAAUAAUGAAUUUGGAAGAGGUCCAAUUCAGUCCAUAGCAAUGUGAUGGUGUGGAAAAGGCUCAGCAGGUCUCAGAUCAGGGGCUGGGAGAUGAAGAGGAAAGAUGAGCCCCUCCUUCAGACAGACAUAACCCAGGUCUGAAUCCCAGCUUUACAGUUAGUAACAGGUGACCCUAGCCAAGUCACUUAGCCUCUCUGAUAAUCUAUAUCUUCUACUAGCAAGCAAGUCUGGAGAUGAUGAUGGCACAUACCUCACGUUGUAAGGGGUUCUCAUUGCAUAUAAAUCACUGGCCACUGCCUAGUCUAUGAUGAGGAAUCAAAUGUUAGCUAAUGAGCACCCAAGAUGGGAGGGUCCAGUCUGGUCCUGCUGGUCAAGUGAUAGUAAUAAUUUGUCACUGGUGUGCACUGUGUCCUGUUUGCAAAAAGGUUUCCCACACAGGUGGAGUUGCACUGCUUGCUCUUCUGCUCACUUUAGAACCCAACUCCACAGGCCGAGGGACAUGUGACCAGGGCAUGCACAGCACAGCUAUAUCAUGGGGUCACCAUGGAAAAACCCAGCUUGUGGGGACAGCUGGCAGAUAGCCACAUUCUCCUCUACAGAUUCCCAAGGAAUAGUGAAAAUGCAAGAUUUAGGUCCAAAUCUAACGAGUAUUCCUAACUACAAAGUGCUGGAUUAUUCACUGUGCUAGAUACCUUUUUACACAUAAAAUGUUACUUAAUCCUUACAGCAUGAAACAAAUCUAUCAGCAGGGGCUAAAGUACCAGUGGUUUUUGGAACAAAAUAGAUGAAACUCUACCAUCAAGAGGGAAUAUGUUACUCAUUCUCCCCUGUGCCCGUUUUACCACCAGGGAUUUGAUGGUGACCUUUAGGUAGGACAGUUUAAAGGCCAGCCUGCAGUCUGCAGUCUUCCACUUCACUCUUUUCUUUGUCUUCCUCAGUGAGCGUCCAACUCUGGAGUACAUGAAAUUUGAAGCACAGGCCUAAAGACACAAAACUCCAAGCCAGGGCUCUGUAUGGGCAACAUAAAUAAUUUACCAGGGUAAUUUUGCCUUCCAUGCUGAUGACAGAUGCUGACCCUUUCUUAGAUACAGAACAUCCAUGAGAAUAUUUGGCCGGAAGGACAUCUCAGAAUUCACCUGCUUGAAUUCUCCCAUUUUACAGAUGGGAAGACUGGGUGCCAGAGGGAUUAGAUGGAUCCCAGUGGAUUGCAACAAUAAUUAGGGACUGAGCUGAGAAUGUUUUCAUGGAAUGGGAUUAUUUGUCUGCUAAUCAAACAUCUGACCUGUAAUUUGACUCAAAACUGCCAAGGUUUUUGAAAGAAUGUGACAGAUUGGUUUCCUGGCUCCCUCAGCAAGUUGAUGGGAAAACAGUUGGUUUCAGAUUUGCCCAGAUAACCAGAGAGGUACCCACGGCUGGGUUGUCCUAGCCAGUCUGUCGUUGUCAAAACCUCUUGCUAAAGCCAGGAUUCUUCAUCUUUUCCAGAGAUGAACAUUAGACGAGUUACCAAUGAAAAACAUUCAGCUUUAACUCCCUUUUUAAAAAAAUUUCUUCUUUCCUGCAGGCUAUUUUUGGGUUUUUGUGAUGACAAGGCAGUACAGCCCCAUUUGUCUGUGAGGGAGCAAGCAGAGCCUUCCUCACUGUAUAGGUACAGGGCAUUUCCUCCCUGUCCUCAGCCUUUUAUCAAGAAUCACAAGCUCAGUGCAGAAGCGAUGGGCAGAUAAGAGAUUUAAGUUGAUUCUGUUAAGGGCAAUUAUUUUUCCUGCUUAGACAGUUAAUUGUCGGAUGCCAAAGAGUCAGCAAGGAUUUGCAGCAGCUGCGGUGUGUAUGUGUCAUCACUUUGUCUUUAGGGCUACCGCAGCUGGAACAAAUGUUAGAACUCCUAUUGUGUUUAGAGGCCAUUACCUUCAGGGGUGGGUCUUUUUCCAUCCUUCACUUUGCUCAUCUUAGACCACCAUACACCUAGCCCUCUUUUUAUUAGCCAGCAACAGACAAGGGCCAGAGCGAUUUACUGAUUGGAUAGACUAACUCUUUCCCCAGUGAGAGUCCAGCGCGGUGUGGGACAUGCUGAAAAGUGUGUCUGUAAAUGUCUCAAUUGCUGACACUCAAGGAAAAUAUUCCUCUUGGGAAGAUAUAAGGGACUCUCAGGCCAAAUAACAUUGCAUACAUCUGUCUCAUGUCACAAGGCUUGGCGCUGUACUAAGCUGGUUACUGGUCCCUGGCUAGUAAUAACAAGGACAAUAAUAGUUGUUAACAUUUAGCAAGUCUUUGCCAUGUAACAGGUACCAUUCUAAGGGCUUUAUGAUCCAGUUUAAUCUUCACAGUAGCCCUGUUUAGUGGAAUAAAGCAGGUUGCCCAUUUCAGAGAUGAGGAAACUAAAGCACAGGUGGGGUAGGUAAGAGUCACAAGACUAGGAUCAUAAGGACAGCCUAUUUGUCCUCAUGUGUGUAGUUUCCUCACAAGGGUUUGGGUUUCAACUAACCUCAAGGUUAGGUUUAACAUCAGUAGAUGCUAGAUGCCCACUUUCCUUCACUGAGCCCAGAGGUAACUUGGCUAAAUAUAGCUGACUCUGCAUUCCUAAGGAACAGUGCUUUAGUGGAUCGUGAAAUGUAACAGAGGGAAGACUCUUUGGAGGGGAUUGGCAUUGUUCUCGGAACAGUGGGCAUGUGCUGUUUCUGGCCUCUGGUACCCAUGCUCCUUUCUGCUGCUAACCAUGUCUUGUCUUGCUUUCUUUCACUCUCAGCCUGCGUACUCUGGGAGGUGCUCCAUUCUGACUUAAGGAGCAUUUGACCUAUGUUUUAGCUAAUCAGAGCAUCAUACUUCUGACAAUAAUGAUUGAGUUAGGGUGGGUGUGAGAGCCAAAGAGGACAGAAUAAGACACUCAAAUGAGCAUUCUGGCAAAGGAACUACUGCGCUCUCCUCCCAGGCCACAGUCUGGGAAGAUGUCUGGUCUGGAGCUGUGGUAGCCACCUUGCCACCUUGAGGCAAGAGCUGACUAAGGAUGGGACUCAACCCAGAGAAGGCAGAACCAAGAGAGGGACAGUGAGAAAACCUCAUGUCAAGCUGGGCCCACCAUGGAUUGUGCCUCCCAUUUGAGUUUGCUUAGCCAUGUUUCUUCAUAAAAAAAUCUUAAUUGAUACAGUCUAUCAUACAUGAAUAUAGUUUUAUUAGCAGGUAUUUAGACAAUGAUUAACCAGGGAAAGGUGUGCAAACCACCCCUAAGAAACCUUUUCUGUUGGUCAGCUACAUCAUAACUAUGGUGAAUGAAGCCCCAUGUUCUACUUUAGGCUAUACCAGCCUGGGGUGCAAGGAGCAAUGAUUCCACAGGCAUCACUUCAACAGAAAAGGGGAUUUCAUUUUACAGGUGCAAAAUGAGGCUCAGAGAGAUUAUGUAAAGUAUCUACAACCGUACGGUUAGAAAAUGGGAGAACCAGGACUGAGAGGCAGGCAAUCUGGAUCAAGAAUCCAAGUUUUUAAUCAUUAUGCCUAAUAAACACUUUUUUAAAAAAUUCAAGAAUAUUUAUUGAGGACUUACUAUAGGUCCAUCAUGGAAUACAUCCAUGAACGAGAUGCCCAAAGAUCCCUUCCUCAUGGUAUAAGCACUCACGUGUAUGUGUGUAAAGAGAAAAGAUAGAAAACAAACAGCAAACAUACUAAGUAGUAUUAGAAGGUGAUAAAUUAUCUGAAAAAGAAAAAAUAAACAAGCUAAGGGAGAUCAGGGUAAGAGAUUCCAGUUACCAACAGAGCCAUCAGAAUGAGCCUCUUUGAGAAGAAGACUCGGAAGAGGUCAGGGAGUUCACUACAGGGUUAUCUGAGCCAAGAACAUUCCAGAUGGAGGGAGCAGCCUGUGCAAAGGCCCAGAGGCAGAAGGGUGCCUGGUGUGUUCAAGGAAGAGCAGGGAGGACAGUGAGGUUGGAACCAAGUAUGUAGAACAUAGUAGAAAAUGAGGGUAGAGAAGUAAUUCCAGAUCUCUGAAAAGACUGGUCCUUGUAGGAUUUUGAGCAGACAAGAGACAUGGUGUGGCCAGGGCUGUUGAAGGAAAAACUGUAUAUGGGGAGUGUAGGAGCUUCGAGGUUGAUAAAGUCCUUAGCACUGACCCAGGUGAGAGGGGACGGGGGCCUGGACCAGGGUGCUAGCUGUGGAGGCAGUGAGAGGUGGUUGGACUCCAAAUAUGUUUUGAAGGAAGAAAUAAAAGACUUUUUAAUAAUUUUAGGUGUGGAGCAGGAUAAAGUGAGGCAUCAAAGAUAACUCUAAAACUUUGGAGCAAAACUUGAGUAACUCAGUGGAACCCAAAUUCUUUGACUGUCACUUCUGCAGCCACGGAAUCAAUAACCUCUUCUGCCUGGGGCCACUUUCGGUUCUGUUUUAUCCAGAAAUGCCUCCUUGGUUGAGAGUGUUGCUUUUUGACAGAGAGUUUCUACGUGAAUCAUUCCAUUUUAUUCCUACUGCAAUCUUGAGAGAUUCUACUCCCAUGUGAGGACUAGGGACACAGGCUCAAGGAAAUAGUUGUUUACCUGACCCAGCUUACAUAGGUGAUAAGCUGAUAUGCUCUAUUCUAUCCUGUUACAAUAGAAGAAUAUUCUGCUUUUAUUAAGCCACAGAAGAAGCAAUUGUCUCCUGGUUAUAAAGUACCUAAUUGCAGCCGCAAGAUCAUUUUCAUCAUCCCCCAGGUCUAUAGCUUGUGAGCUGUGAGUGUCUAGACCUAUGAAACAGAUUAUUCUUCUGGAGACUUCUCUGUAAAUACACUCUUUCCAUUUGCUGUAACUUUCUGCAAUAUCAUGCCUGAAGAUCUAAAAUUUUUUGUCUUCACUUCUGCACACAAAAAUGUAUGUGUGUUAUGUUCUACUUGAUUGAAACACCUGCCUUGGUUUUUGCUGUUGGUUGGUUGUGGCUACUGCUGUAUGACAUACUUGUUUCUCCUUCUUUUGAUUCAAAUAACUUGAUUAGCUCUCCUCUGGAAGUUGAACGUCUCCACUUCGAGAGUUUUAUCAGUGAGACUUUAUUUGACUGUGAAGCUGAGGUGUGGGUGGUCAGCAGAGAGAGUUUUAAAAUCCAGAAAAGAUAUAAAAGGUACCUGGGAAUGUAUACCAUAGAUCAACCCAGCUGUUAUUUGACUUCCCAUCAAUGUUAUGAUACCACUUACUUGGGUGACCAGAGUUUCCUCCUGUUAGAACAAUUACACAAUUGUGUUUUCAUUGCCAUUUUCCUGCAGAAGUUGAAGCUCCACUUUUUAUCUGCUCUUUGAAUGUAUAAAGCAAAACACACACACAGAGAGGCAUACUUGUUUUUUUUUUUUUUUUUGUUUUGUUUUUUGAGCUGCAUUCAUGCAGGGUUAAGGUCACAGAUUUUUAACCAAGUCUAGCAAUGUGGGUGCUGAGGCUUUGGAGAGGUGGUUGUCUCCAACAGCUGGCAGCCUUGUUGUCAUGUUGCACCUUCAGCUCCAUCAUUCUCUUCCAGCCCGUCUGCGCCUCCCGUUUCCCUCAGGGAAAUGAAUGCCUCAUCAUAGAGAUGAGAAUCACUCUGAGCGGGUGUAUAUUCUAGUGAACUUUCAAGUGAGAAUCCCAAAUACACAUACGAGAAGAGGAAAUGAGAGAGACAAGGAGGGAAAAGUGAGGGAGGUUUCAGCUUCUCCUUAAGAAAUAAAUAGGCAAUUCCAAUAGAGUAAACCAUUUCAUGCCUGGGUGGUCGUAAUCACCCGAGAGCAGGGCUGCAGCCUCGCUCUGAGUUCUCUCCUUUCUGGCCAAUCUAUUUCUUUCAGAUUAAUCUUCCAAAUCACUUCUGUGCUGCCCUCCUUACUGAAAAGCCUCUAGUGGGCCCAUGUUAUCUAUGGGCCAGACACACACUCCGGAUCCUGGUGGUCAAGGACAGAUGUAAUGGGACUCCGCCCCGAUCAUCCGCACUGCUAUCUCUCCAUGUCACCAGCUCCCAGGUGGCCCAGGCUUCUUCCUCUAUCUCUCAGGGACAAGACGUAUGUGCUGGUCCCUUGGAGGCCCUCCCCACCCAUCGAAUCCAGGCCACGGUUAGGGCCCAUCAUCCUAGGAUGACUCUAUUCCCAUUUCUAAGAUGCACACUAACAUAUUUGCACACAAUAGUCCAAGUAUCACUUUGUUCUCAUUUCAUAAGCUGCCUUAGGCAAAUGUUUUUGUAGUGAAAUAUCCCAAUUUCAAUGGUGGGUGUCAUGCAUUUUGCUUUGACUCACACUGUUUCCUUGGAGCCAGUCAGCUAAUAGGGAAAUGACCUUCUGGGGACUAUGCAAAAUAUGGAAUGCUUCACAAACUUGCGUGUCAUCCUGGUGCUGGCGUCAUGCUAACUUUCUGUGUAUCAUUCCAAUUUUAGUCUGCGUGCUGCCACGGCGAGCACCUGCGAUGACUUCCUCACCACUGCACCUUCUCUGUACACAGCGUGCUCUCUCGAGCUUCACUUGACCUGGCGCCUAAGCAAACAGCGUUUUAUCUGGAUCCAGUCUCAUCUUCUUAGCUGCAGCCAGGGCUUGUUGAAGUCAGGGAUACUGCUUUCAGCUUUAUUUGUAAUAUCACGUCACUUACCACAAUCUCAGGCACAGAAGAGAUACUUGUGAAACCCUUGUAUUGAUUUAAACUUGCCAGAGGAAGAAGGAAAAACCUUUUUUUUAUUGUUUAAGACCUCUGGAAACAGAGACCACAAUAUAUGCACUGGGGUUCCUCUCUGUCCCCAAAGUCCCAUUGGUAACCCCCAAGGGUGCUGCCACAUUGAAACAUUGCAGAUGAUGGUCAGCAUGGACAGGGCCCCUAGGGACCACCCCCUUCUUGGAGAGUCACUCAUUCAUUCACUCUUCCAUUCAACAAAUGCUCACCAAGCACCUACUCGGUUCUCUGCAUGCAGAUAUGGUUUGGAAAGAGACAAAAUCCUGCUCUCAUGGAGCUGGGUGUCAGUAUGGUGUGUGUGUAUGUUGCGGAGGAGAGAGAGGGAGAGAAGGAGACACAGCAAACAAGUAAGUGCCUAGAUGAGGGGCUUCCCAUUAAGACAUGUCCCCAAGGGAAAUUCAAUAGGGAUUGCCGUAACAAGUUGAUGGAGUAAUCGGGACGGUCGUGGUGAGACUUCAAUAAAUAGGAUUGGAUCACCCCUGGCACAAAAGUUGAGAGAGACUCCCAGGAAGAGAGAACAGCAUGUGCCAAAGCUGUAAGGCAAGGUUUCUCAGUCUCAGCAGGUAAGACUAUUGACCUUUGGGGCUGGAUAAGCCUUUCAUGUGGGGGCUGUCCUGUGCACUAUAGGCCAUUUGGCAGCUCCCCUGCUCUCUGCCCACUGGAUGCCGGGGGCACUUCCCUGGCCCCUGCCAUGGUUAUUAGAAAUGUCUUCUGGCAUUGCCAAAACGUCUGACAAUAGGGCAUUUUGUGAGUUCAAAUGGGGGCCCUGGAGAGAUAUGUCUGUGCCCUAACUAAACAUUCACAGUGAACUGUGAAGGUGACCUUGAUUGGAAAAAGUGUCUUUGCAAAUGUAAUUAAGGACCUCACAAUGAAAUCAGCCUGGAUUGUCCAGGUGGGGCUCAAAUCCAAUGACAGUUGAGACAGAAGGGGGAACGCAUAUAUGUAGAGGGAGGCCACAUGAAGACAGACAGCAGGAAUGGAGGGACGCAGCCAUCAGGAGAGUUGGCAGCCACUGGGAGCCGGAAGAGGCAAGGAAUGACUGUCCCCUGGAGCCUUUGGCAGGAGGGAGGCCCUGCUGGCACCUUGAUUUUGGACUUCUGGCCUCCAGAACAGGGAGAGAGUAAAUUUCUGUUAUGCCACCAAGUUCAAGGUGAUUUGUUACAUCAGCCACAGGAAAUGAAUGCAGGGGACAAAAUCACCCCUACUAAAAACCAUUACCCUCACGUGAGAAAGAUCAGGGAAGGUUUGUGGAGCAGCAGGAAGAAGCUAUGGCUUUGGCCUUGGUGAGGCCAGAAGAGCGGGUGGGCCAGGUCCUACCUGGGAAGGAAUUGAGAGUUGGUUGUAGGUGCUAGGGUGACAAGCACUGAAGGUUUCAGACAAGCCUGUGACAUGAUCUGGUUCAUAUAUUUAGUAGAUUUUUCCCACUACUGUGGUGGAGCACAGUGAAGCUGGGAUUCUGUAGGAGGCAGCUGCAGCUGACAUGGGCAAGACUUUCGAACACGUGGGCCAUGAAGACAUCUCUCCCAUUGAAGGGUGUCCCAGGGGAGGCAGCCCAGUGUAGGCAGUUUCCCCCCCAACAGGAAGGACUUGCAUUUGGUAUUUCAUGUAUCAUAAAGGCCGAAGACAUUCCUAAGAUGGUUAAUUCAUUGAUUACAUUUUAAGAUAAAGAAAUUGAGCCCUCAAAGGAAGCAGUGACACCUCAGGUUAGUAGGCACAGAAAUAUUUACCAGCAAAGCUGGAACCCAAACCCAAGCUUCCCAAUGUACUUUCUUCACUUAUAUCUGCAAAGCAGUGCAUUAUACCAAAGCUCUCAUUUGAAUUUUAUAACCAACCUGAAAGAUGCGUAGCAUAUUACUUUUAUUUUACAAAUGCAAAAUUAAAAAUAAAAAUAAAAGUUAAGGAGGAUCAGAGAGGUAAAGUGAUUUCCCCAGGAUCACACAGCUUUCAAGUGGUAGAGCUGUCGAUCAAUCUUGGGUCUUCCUGGUCUAUGUCUCUCCCAGGAACACUGCUCUUGCUGAGUCGUAGAGAGUUAUGACAUAACUAACUAAAUCUGAAAAGUUUCCCCCCAUCUCUUUGCCUCGGGUGACCUCUUUCCAACUGGAAGGUUUUCAAUUUAUGAUUAUAUGUUGUUCUUUGCCCUUUAGGCAAGUUCAAUUUCAUUGUCCAAACGCAAAACUAUUUCAGUGAACGCUGUAAAGAAAAAGAAAAAGAACGAGGAAGGGGGUUAAUAAAGAACAUGCUGGAUCUGAAAACAAUUUUAGAGGUAAUGUGGGGCCCAUGGAGCCUAUAUUCAUUUUCUGAUAGCUGAGAAAAAGCAUUCCCCUUAACUGUUUUUUUGGUCCAGUGUGUCCUGUGCAAGAUAAAAAUAAAGGUUCACGUGACACUGAAGCUGUGAUAAAGCCAGGGUCCGGGAGAUUCGACACUAAUGGCGACAGGGCAUUUCUCACUCAGGGGAAAUUAGCGGUGGCUGCUGGGCUUUCAUCCAUAUCUGUAUUCACUCAGAAAGUGCUCCAGGGUCUUCCAACCUUCCCCCUUCAUCCUAGAUAAGAGAUAACACUCGAAAUAAAUCUGAAAUGCUUUCCCUUGUCUUACAAGUUCUGCUUUAGAAGAAUGCACACUGUUAUUAGAGAAAAGCUGUUCUUUGUCUACUUAUCCAGUCUGUGGAUUUGAUCACUAAACAUAUAUCAAGCCCAUGCCGUGUAUGGGGCUUUGCAUUGGUGUGAGGGACCCACUGGCAGGAAGGAGACUUGGGCUCUCUCAGCUCAUGGAGUGGUUCUGUCUGGAGCAAAGAGAGAUUUGAAGUAUGUGAAUGCUGUGAAUGCAGAUGGAAGCCCCCAAGGCCACUCAUGAUACCGGGAGGAUCAGGUGUUCCCAGCAACACUGAGUAGGGCUUGGGGGCAGGAAGAGAAGAAGCCAGAGUCCAAGCUUGCAAGACAGUGCUAAAUGUCCAAUCUGAAGUUCCCAGGAGGCUGGGCGGGAAUGUGGGAUUGGAGUACAUACAAAUCCAAGGGUAGGUAGAGCUCAGUGAAGGCAGCUGGCGGGACAGGGAACUCAGCGCUCAGCCUGGGGAUAGCAGGUCUGGAGCUUCCCUUUGGGUGCUCUCUGGCAAUGCAACCUCUCAGGGGCUAAGGUGGUGCUACACCCUCAUUCUGCCCUAGCUCCUGAUGGAUCAAGGGAUGUGGGUGCCUGAGGCUGGUUAUAAGUAUCCCUGACAAUCAGCCAAGUGGGGAGAUGUGGUCAAUGAGUUCUUUAGCCUCUUGGCUCCAGGAUGGCAGGCGUGAGAAGCAGAAAUCGCGCUAUAUUAGUUUGCUACGGCUGCCAUCAUGACACUACAGACUGGGCAGCUUCAACCACGAAAAAUUAUUUUCUCACAGUUCUGGAGGGUGGAAGUCCAAGAUCAAGUUGCCUGCAGGGUUGGUUUCUCCUAUGCUUUCUCUCCUCCACGUGCAGACAGACAGCCACUUUCCUGCUGCCUUUUUGCCUGGUGGCUCUGCUGUGUGCUCACCCCUGGGGGGCUCUUUGUGUGCCCAUAUCUCCUCUUCUCUUAGGGACACCAGUCAGAAUGGAUCAGGGCCCAUCCUGAUGGCCUCAUUUUAACUUAAUCUCCUCUCGAAAGGUCCUAUGUCCAAAUGCAGCCAUGUUCUGAGGUCCUGGGGACUAAGUGAGAGUUCAACAUAGGAAUUUGAGAAAGACACAGUCCAGCCCAUAGCAGACGCCCUCUCUUUGUCCUUUUUCUGUUGGAGAGCUGGGAAGGGACGCCAGCCCAGAACAGAUUCAGUGCACUAACCACAGCUCUAGGACAUUAUUUUCUUUUCACUUCUUUAGCCCAUUUGGCCAUUCAUUUAGUUCAUGAAGCCCUCUUGGUGCUAGAAAUACAAUUUUUGAGAGCCUUGAAUUGCCUAAAACAUAGCUAUUAAAUUUCAUCUUUAAAGAGAUUUUAGCAUAAGCCUGAAAGGUAAUAAUACUGAUGCCUUUCCCCCCUAAUUAUUUAUUUGUGUAUCCACUUCCCUUAUUAAACCAAGGGUUCCUAAAAGGCAUGGGCUUUGUUUAUCUUUGUAGCCUACUGCUCAGCACAGAGCUCAGACCAAGGUAGGGGCACUCAUGGUGUAUUUAUAUCUGUGAGGUUGAAUUUGUUGAUGUUGUCUUCAAAGCUGAAUGAGUCUUUGUGCUCAGAGAGGAGGGUGCGAAAGGGAUGUUUAAUUGGAUGCUCUGGACCCCAGUAUUGUGCCCUUUCGUUCCCCUGACACUCUGGUCCCUGGGACCCUCUCUAGUGAACAUACUGCCUAAAAACCCAGCCCAAAUUUUCCAGCCUUUUUCCUUACUCAACAUAUCCAGGGAUAUUCCUUCCAGCAUCAGGCACAGUUACAUGGUACCUGUGAGCCUGAAUUGCCAUGUGCCCCCUACCCGGUUCCUCCAGAAUCCUCCACUGUCUAGUGAGAGAAGUGGUGAGAGGGGACAGGUUGGCUGCCCAAUUGUGGGGCUGGGCUGUGUCUUCACAUAAGCUCAGAUGGGUCUAGGGCUGCCGCCUCAAGAAGGGGGAAGCAUCUUGUUGGAGCUCAUUGAUCAUAUCUUGUCACUCUUCCCAUGUACUUCUUGUGCUAGGUGCUACAAACCUGCCCAUUGUGUAUUUUAUCAGCAGCCCAUGAGGAAAGAGCUAUCACAUGGGAAAACAGGGAGAGACUCCCCCCUACAAAGAGACACAGACAGAGAAACAAAGACAGUUUCCAUGCCUGUUCUUAUCCAUUUGUGGGCUUUCCGAAACACUGGCCUUUGUGUAAAGGAAAACACUUCACGAUACUGCUGCCAGACAGAUGAAACUCAACAGAUGAGAAAAAUAAAUUCAAAGAAAAGCAGCCCUUGUCACAUUUUAUGUAUGCAGAUAAUUGAAAGAAAGUGAAAAAAUAGAGCAAGCAAACUGUAUGUAUAAUAUCUUACAAGAUAGAACACUGUUUUUAAGUGCAUAACAUUCAGAAGCCCUAUCAAUUACAUUUUAUAACAGCCAAUAAGUCUGUCGCUCCUUUUAUUUUCUUUCUGCUGACCACAACUGAAUUAGUAUUUUCUGAUUAAAAGCUUUCUUCCCCAAAGUGCAAAGAGCUAUCACCUACCUACACCUGUUCCACGCCCCCCUAUCUUUCCUUUCUUCCUCAGUGUAGCUCUGAGCCCAGCAUUGUGGUCUUUCCUUCCAAAUAUGGAGGGCAAGUGGCUGGGGGCCCCUCCAUUUAGCCACUGAUGGGGACUUCACUCCCAUCUGUAAUUUGCUCAGGCUUAUUGUGCCAGGCAGCCUUAUCUAUAUGCAAGGUGGAACAUCUCUCAUAAAAACAAGUGCCUCUUGGUAUAUUUUCACCAUUAAUAGGCUGAUCUUUUUUUUUAUCAUUUUAAAAAAAUUCUGAGACCAGUUAUUUCCUGCUGCCUUAUUCAUUUGGUUAAUGCAUGCUGUUUCUGAAAAACUAAAUAUUAAUGUAGCAUGCCUUGCUGGAGCAGGUCUUUACAGGGGGAGAUCUGUGAACCUGUGGAUAACACAUCUGCACUUCCUACCACACAGAUAAUAAUUAGGCUUGCCCUAAGUGAAUGUACAUUUGGAGUUAUUAUUUUAGUAGGCUGAGAAUCCCUCUUCUUGCUGCCUCUGGAGUUGGCUGAUUCCUCUUCAGUGAGAACAUCUUUAUUUGGGUCUCUAUAUUAAGGCUGUGUUUGAUGAUGGUCUUGUCAACCCCAUGAUACAGGUAGAGGAUGAAGCAUUUAUACAAUUCUGAAAAGAAAAGCUUUAAACAAAUAGCAGCAGCCCAAAUUGCCAGAGGGUAGGAAGAUGACUGGGGAGCUGAUGACUAGCCAAUGAAAUGAAAUGUGCUUGGUUAAUAUAAUGCAAGGAUGGCAGUGUGACAAGUAAGGCCAAACCAGGAAACACUGUCACCUGCUCACCUCUUAGCGUGGGAGCUUGUGCACCAAUGCGUUCAUUUUUAUCACUCAAUCGGGUACUUCGGAGUUGAAAUGAAUCUUAGAAUUUGUGUCAUUUUGCCUCCCAAACUCCUCAAAGGAAUUCAGAGUGGAAAGAAAAACUGUCUCCAGCACAUCAGUUACUAUGUUUGAUUGUGUUCUACUUGAAUCUCUCCAUUUAUGGGGAGCUCAAUACUUUUCAAGGCAGCCUUUCUAACUGCUAGGCAGUGCUAAGAGUUGGAAACUUACUUCUUUGUGGUUUUAGUUCAGAAUCUUUUGUUGAAAGUGGUAGGGAAAAUUCCUCUAAUCAGUUCAGCUAAAAGGGGGAAUUAAUUGAGUACAUAACUUUCAAGACUUCAGGUAAGAUGGUGUUUAGGUGAGGCUUGAUUCAGGGGUCAAAGGACAUUGACAGUCUUCAUCUCAGCUCUGUGGCUCCAUUCUCAGGCUCUUAGUGGCCUCUGACAAAGUCAGGCUUAUUUUUCCAUGACACCAGACCAAUGGUUGCCUCUUAAUUUUGGGGAUUUUCAUUGUCUCAUUGGCCCAAACUGGAUAAUAGCUCUAUUCCUGAAUGACUUAGUUUAGGUUCCACCCACCCACUUACCCAUAUAGCCUGAGAAUAGGACUUGUGAGUACAGGUAGUUAAGUUGGGAGGUGAGCCCAGGGAAGAAGCUAAAGUCAAUGAAGGUUAUAUUAUGAAACUGGUUAUUGCUAUGGGCAAAUGAGGCUCAGUCCUACUGGGGACCCUCAUAAAUUGUGCACUCCACUGAUACUCUAUCUUCUGUCUCCAUUGGUUCAGGAUGGUCUUUGGAGGCACUUGCUCUCCUCCACCUCCCAGAUCUGGGCUGCCCUGAAUGGAAUGAGCUGGGCUUAGUGGGGUGGGCCUUAGAUAAUGACCUGAGGCAGAGAACUAGAGAGAUGUGGCAGGCACUUGAGAUGUGAUGCUUCCAGGGUCCUAGGAACUGGGUACCCCAGCCCAGCAGAAAUCUCAGGUGAUUGCCAUCACCAAGCAGGGACUGCGAUCUGAGCAUGGAUUGAGCUCAUUGGCUGAACUUCCACCAUGGGCUACAUCCUCAAAGGCAGGUAUGGAAACUGCUGUAACUACAUGUAAUGAGACUGGAGGAAGACAGCUCCCAAGAAUAAAAUCAGGGUGUUAUUACCAGAAAAAGAAAGAAUGCAUGCUGGAGACUGAUGUCAAGCAUUUGCUAUACCACUGUUGAGCCCCAAAUGUGCUUUCUGAUAACUCCCACCCAUUAUCUGGAAUGUUACCUUGGAACAGAAUAUAGAAUUAACAGUGUGUUUCCACUCUAUUUGACAGCCUUUAAAAUAUCAGGAGAUAAUUAGCUUGUCUACCCUUGGAGUUCUUUUCUUUCAUCUAGUAUGGACAAACUUGGAUUCUUUAAUUGUUUUUUGUAUGACGUGGUUUCUAGGACUUUUUAUGGUGGCCCUCAUCACCGCUUCAUCCAACACCCCCUUCAUUUUGUUUCUUUACCUCCUGUUCCCUCAACAGGAAGGGUGGAGUUGGGUCCAUCAUAGCAAGAAUGGAUGUGUAGAAGGAUGACCCGGGGGUCAAGAAAUUGUGGGUAUCCUGUGACAUGUGACUUGAAGAUGAUGUUACUAUAUUUUGGCUAUUAUUUUCUGAAAAUAGGGGAUCUAUGUGUAACUCUCACUUAUCCAGUAAAUAAUUUUCUCCUAUAUUAUCUAAUAAUGGCUAACUCCUGACUGUUAUCAAGGCUUUGUUGCUAUGUUGACCCAUUUUGUAAAAUAUUCCUCAGUGGACAAAUGUUGGCUUGGCCUGCCUGCUAUCUCUUUCCCUUCUGGUAACAGAAUCCUGAAUGACCUCUGUGGAAUCAGCCCCACUUCCAUGCUGAGUGGGUGAGGUUUGCAUAGACUCGUGGUGAAGUAAGCGACCUGUUCUUGGCCCACUGGAGUCUUCAUGCCCUUCUCCCAGGGGUUUGUGGGAUGUUGAGCUUGUGACUCCGUCUUGGCUAAUUGUCAUCAUCCUACCAAGGGCCACAAUGAUCAGUUUGUGGUGGACACAUGACCCACAGCAGUUUAGUUACAGAAUGCCGGUUGAAAUGUAGGCCUGGGGAUGCUGGAGGCAUUUGCUACGAUGUGGAGCCUGAGGAGGAAGCCACGAGGAGAUGCAUGAGGUGGCCAGAAGCCAGUGGAAUCACAUCCUUUUGGCCUCUGAGUUCUGUGUGACUGAAGAGUCUUGAGUGCACAUUUCAUGGGAGACAAAGGAGCUCUGAUUUCUGCUUCUAUUACAAAAUGAAUCCCGGCUAACACAUUCACUACAUUAAGUCAUUUAAUAGAUUGUAUCAAAUAGUGGGGAAAUAAGUAGAUUCAAGCCAGAAGCUCUAGGAUAUAGCCUGAUGCCACCACCGAAGGACAUGGUCUGAGCCAAUCUCCUCAUCUGUGUGCCUGGGGCUCUGCUUUCAAGAUCAAGCCUGCGUAAUAGAAAAUAGUAAAAUGAUGGACAUCGGUGCAAUCAUUGCACACCCUUAAUGACCAGAUUUCCCAUUUUAUUGUCACCAAGUCGAGGGCCCUGGAGGAGGACAAAGACCCUUUCCUGCCCACUGAGAAGGAGACACUGAAGAGUUCCAUGAUACUGAUGAGACACCUCUUAAUGGAUGCUCAGGCCAAAAUCCUGAGCAUGAUGGAAGACAAUAAGCAGCUCGCGCUCCGCAUCGAUGGGGCGGUCCAGUCGGCCAGCCAGGAGGUGACCAACCUGCGAGCCGAACUCACGGCCACCAACCGGAGGCUGGCGGAACUGAGCGGCGGCAGCCCCGGCCCGGGCCCGGGAGCCGCGGCCAGCGCCUCGGCGGCGGUGGACUCGGCGGCGGCGAACAUGGAGAACCACCAGCUCGGCGCGCAAGUGCUCCUGCGGGAAGAAGUGUCCCGGCUCCAGGAGGAAGUUCACCUUCUCCGGCAGAUGAAGGAGAUGUUGGCGAAGGACCUGGAGGAGUCACAGGGUGGCAAGUCCUCUGAGGUCCUCUCGGCCACCGAGCUCCGGGUCCAGCUGGCCCAGAAGGAACAGGAGCUAGCCAGAGCCAAAGAAGCCUUGCAGGCCAUGAAAGCCGACCGGAAGCGCUUAAAGGGCGAGAAGACGGACCUGGUGAGCCAGAUGCAGCAGCUGUACGCCACGCUGGAGAGCCGCGAGGAGCAGCUCCGCGACUUCAUCCGCAACUACGAGCAGCACCGCAAGGAGAGCGAGGACGCGGUCAAGGCCCUGGCCAAGGAGAAGGACCUGCUGGAGCGCGAGAAGUGGGAGCUUCGGCGCCAGGCCAAGGAGGCCACGGACCACGCCACGGCGCUGCGCUCCCAGCUGGACCUCAAGGACAACCGGAUGAAGGAGCUGGAGGCCGAGCUGGCCAUGGCCAAGCAGUCCUUAGCCACGCUGACCAAGGACGUCCCCAAGCGGCAUUCCCUUGCCAUGCCCGGCGAGACGGUGCUCAACGGCAACCAGGAGUGGGUGGUGCAGGCCGACCUCCCGCUGACCGCAGCCAUCCGGCAGAGCCAGCAGACUCUCUACCACUCACACCCCCCACACCCUGCAGACCGGCAAGCGGUCAGGGUGAGCCCCUGCCACUCCCGGCAGCCCUCUGUCAUCUCCGACGCCUCUGCUGCCGAAGGCGACCGGUCGUCCACGCCGAGCGACAUCAACUCCCCUCGACACCGGACGCACUCCCUCUGCAACGGCGACAGUCCCGGCCCGGUUCAGAAGAACCUGCACAACCCUAUUGUACAGUCACUAGAGGAUCUUGAAGACCAAAAACGGAAAAAGAAGAAAGAGAAGAUGGGAUUCGGCUCCAUCUCCCGUGUCUUCGCCAGAGGGAAGCAGCGGAAGUCCCUCGACCCCGGCCUCUUUGAUGACUCGGACAGCCAGUGCAGCCCCACGCGCCAGAGCCUCAGCCUGUCGGAGGGCGAGGAGCAGACGGACCGGCUGCAGCAGGUGGAGCUGGUCAGGACCACGCCCAUGUCCCACUGGAAGGCGGGCACCGUGCAGGCCUGGCUGGAGGUGGUCAUGGCCAUGCCCAUGUACGUCAAGGCCUGCGCCGAGAACGUGAAGAGCGGGAAGGUGCUGCUGAGCCUGAGCGACGAGGACCUGCAGCUGGGCCUGGGCGUGUGCAGCUCCCUGCACCGGCGCAAGCUGCGCCUGGCCAUCGAGGACUACCGCGACGCCGAGGCCGGCCGGAGCCUGUCCAAAGCUGCUGACCUGGACCAUCACUGGGUGGCCAAGGCCUGGCUGAACGACAUCGGCCUGUCCCAGUACUCCCAGGCCUUCCAAAACCACCUGGUUGACGGGCGGAUGCUGAACUCCCUGAUGAAGCGGGACCUGGAGAAGCACCUGAAUGUGUCCAAGAAGUUCCACCAGGUCAGCAUCCUCCUGGGGAUCGAGCUGCUGCACCAAGUGAACUUCAGCAGGGAGGCGCUGCAGGAGCGCCGGGCCCGCUGCGAGACCCAGGACGUCGACCCCGUGGUCUGGACCAACCGGCGGGUGCUCAAGUGGGUGCGAGACAUCGACCUGAAGGAGUACGCAGACAACCUGACCAACAGCGGCGUCCAUGGCGCCGUGCUGGUGCUGGAGCCCACGUUCAACGCCGAGGCCAUGGCCACCGCCCUGGGCAUCCCCAGCGGGAAGCACAUCCUGCGGAGACACCUGGCGGAGGAGAUGAGCGCCACCUUCCACCCGGCCACCUCCACCGGCAUCCGGGAGGCUGAGCGCUUCGGAACGCCCCCCGGGAGGGCCUCCAGCGUCACCCGGGCGGGGAAGGAGGAGAACAGCAGUGGUCUCAAGUAUAAGGCUGGCCGGCUGCCCCUGGGGAAGAUCGGAAGGGGCUUCAGCAGCAAAGACCCCGAUUUCCACGACGACUACGGCUCUCUGCAAAAUGAGGACUGCGGAGACGACGACCCCCAGGGCGGGUUGGAGCAGUGCCGUCUGGAAGGCUACAACAGCCUGGAGGUCACCAACGUGUGAGGAGCCACGGCUCCACCCGACCCAGGCGGAGAGACCCCGCGGGAGGAGCAGCCAGAUGGCCCGGGUGCCGUCCCCACUGUACAUAGCGACCUCAGGCUGAGGGUGUCCCCUGCUCCUGGGCAGAACCCCAGCAGACUGCUGCAGGGUCACAUGGGGAGUGCCCAGGAAAGAAGACCCAGCCUGCCUGUCUUGGGUGGCCGUGGGCUUUCCCGCUCCAGCCCGGGAGACUGGCCCGGAGGACGUGCCACAGUGCCCCGCCCCUCCGUAAUCUGGAUGCACAGCCCCCCCCAACCAGCAACUGUCAGCUGCCGAGCAGUCCACGCAGUGCCUGCAGCCUUGAGCUGAGCUGCAAGGUGGAAAGAGGCCCACGGUUUCCCCAAACACCCUCCCAGGGGAGCGGGUGGGACCCCAGCCCGACACCACGCGGCCGGGCGCAUUAGCGGUGCCGGCAGCAGGCGGAGUGGCUGCGGGAAGUGCCGCCGCCACUGAGAUGUCAGACGGAGGGGUCCCAUCUGCGGCCCCCUUGGCCGAGAACUUGGGCCCCUGAAUGUCUCUCGGGAGAAUGCAAAACAGGACUGGUCGUCCCUUCUACCUUACAAGCUCCAUGUCACGUGGGGGUGGGCGCGUUGAAGAGCUGUGUGCCCAUGGGCCCAGGAGUGGCUAUCCUGCGUCGGGGGCUGGUGAAUGAGCCAGCUGGUGAGUGGGGCUCGGUGGCAACACCCCAGGAAAUGCAGACAUCCUAUCACCAGCAUGAAAGAUAUUGUGACAAGAUCCAGGUCGACCGAGUUUGGACAGUGACAACUAUAUGGAGUAUGGCAAUGGAUUUGGGAUCUGGGGCAGGGGAUGCUUGUCAUCAUUAACCCAACACAUCUUUGUGGUGAUGUCCCUGUCACCUGACACAGAUGUGCUGCUCACCGACAUCCUGAGAUGCAAAGUCCACGGUGUU